GCUGGUGACGUCAUCGCAUCUCCCUGUUUACCUCCGGACAUGAGUUAGUAUACAUGUCAAACACAAACAUGCAGCAAGUUAGCGGCUUACUAUUUUACUUUAUAGCGAAGGCGUAUUCGCACUUUUAGGCAGAGCUGGUGAAUAUCUCAGUUUAGCGGUCAAUCGUUUAGACACGUGGUGCUAACAGUGUUAGCCGGGCGGCUAGCAGUGUUAGACACGUGGUGCUAACAGUGUUAGCCGGGCGGCUAGCAGUGUUAGCCUGCAGGCAGAUGACAGACAUCGGCGACAAGAUGGCUUCUGUCCGCUGGGCCUUUCGCUGCGGAUGUUGGACCCCGAGCAGCUCCGAGUGGUUGUUUGCUGCUCGCUGUGUCCAGCAGGAGGAGAAAGACAGGAUCGGAAAGUUUGUGUUUGCCAAAGACGCCAAAUCAGCCAUGGCCGGCAGGUUGCUGCUGAGAAGAUUCGUGUGUGAGAGGAUGCACAUUCCCUGGGCACAGUUCCGCCUGGAACGAUCGCCGAGAGGGAAACCAUACCUUGCUGCACCACCGGAAGUCAGCCCAGAUGGGGGUGUGGCGCCUCUGACCUGGAGUUUCAACAUCUCCCACCACGGGGACUAUGCGGUGCUCGCUGCCGAGAAAGGGAUGCAGGUCGGGGUGGACAUCAUGAAGACGUCCAUGCCUGGUAGCAGCACCGUACCGGAGUUCUUCCGCAUCAUGACUCGUCAGUUUACGCCGCACGAGUGGCACGCCAUCCUGUCGGCCGGCUCCGAGCAGCGGCAGCUCGCCACGUUCUACCGCCACUGGGCCUUGAAAGAAAGUUUCAUCAAAGCCAUCGGCACCGGGCUGGGUUUUAAUCUGCAGAGGGCGGAGUUCCACCUGUCCUCUGAAGUGCCCACACAGACCUCCGUGAUCUGCCGGACCAGAAUGCACCUGGAUGAAGAGGAAGACCACGACUGGGUGUUUGAAGAGAGUUUACUCGAUGAAGACCACCAUGUUGCCGUGGCAUUAGGACCCAUGAAGAUGCCAUCCUCUGCACGUCCUACCUGGUAUGUCCCUGCUCCUGCCUUCACACAGCUGUCCUUCUCUGACCUCAUGGCCUCCGCCUCACCUUUGACCGAGGAAGACCCCGCCUACUGGGAGAGCUUCCGAGCCAAGGCCGAAGCCCCCUUGAGACCGAGACUCGCACGCAUCCAGUCCUGACUUGCUUUGACACCAGGGAUUAUUCUUAUAGACUCUCAUUCGGGCAACCAGGGCAUGAAUAUUUGAUACACUAGCCAGAGAACGCUUUAAGGUAAAACACCAGAUCUACCCAGGUAGUUCCUGAUGGAAACCCAGAGGGGUACUUUUAUUUACCCGGAAGGUUCCUGUAAAGCGGGGGUGCUUGUUACGUUGACCACGAGCUACCGGUCGAUCGCCAGCCAGGCAUUCAAAAAAUAGACCUAAAAAUGAGCGAUCAUCAAUCUUCACCAAGACGUCACCCGAGGGUCUUGUGAGGUGACGCUGGCUGCUGCCAGAUCAUUAUUAAGAAAAAACGACCGACAGGAAGGCGAGAAACACUUUUUAUUCCAACAGACUCUCGCACCGUACUUGGCGCCAAUGUAGUUCUUGUAAAGUGUAAAAGAAGGAGUAUGGAAGCUGGAAAACUAAGCACUUCAAUGUGGUAUUGGACAGAAAGGAGGACUUCCAUUUGAAAAUGUGGACGUUAUCAUCACUACUGUCUGAUUCCAACCAAUGCAAGUCAUCACAAUCAGGUAAUACACACACUUAUAUUCUUGUCUUCAUGAAAGAAAGGAAUCUAUACAUGUUGUGUUAUCAGUAAACACCUUUAACUUGUUAACAAAAACAUUUCAUAAAUAAAUAAAUAUAAAUGAUUGUA
Molecule: messenger RNA, 1872 nt
Organism: Nerophis ophidion (straightnose pipefish)
Lineage: Eukaryota; Metazoa; Chordata; Actinopteri; Syngnathiformes; Syngnathidae
Product: L-aminoadipate-semialdehyde dehydrogenase-phosphopantetheinyl transferase-like
Exons: 7
Coding region: 270-1196 (308 amino acids)
Biological process (GO): fatty acid biosynthetic process
Cellular component (GO): cytosol
Molecular function (GO): magnesium ion binding; holo-[acyl-carrier-protein] synthase activity
Source: RefSeq, a predicted model, not a curated record